AUGUUUCAUAAAUUCUGUAGUGUUAGGAAAUCUUUCAUACUAACACUGAUUUGUCUGGAUUAUCUCCUUAGAGGACAUGGUGCGCUUUUGGAAGGAACGUUGGUGGAUUUCUCUCGCCAUGUUAUCACAGACGCUAAAGGGAAGAAGGAACGGUGGUACAUUGUCUAUCUGAGACCUGGCAGGAUACAUCGGAGGAAAUUUGACAAUAAAGGAAAUGAAAUUGAGCCCAACUUUAGCGACACUAAGAAAGUGGCCACCGGCUACCUGAUGUCUUCUUACCAGGUGGAAGCAAAAGGUGAAACUGACAAACUUUCAAUAGAGGAGCUGAAAAGUCUCAUCAACAAAGAGGAACUCACAAGGAUUAGUGAUAAAUUCCUCCCCAAGGACACGGUGGCCUUUUGGCUCCCAGAAGCCGAGAUGGAGAAAACUGAACUGGAAGCCGGAGAGCAGUUGCGUGUGAAGACAAUUGGUGAUGGGCCAUUUCUGUUUUCUUUAGCGAAACUUGACAGUGGAACGGUGACAAAGUGCAAUUUUGCUGGUGAUUCUCAAACUGGGGCAUCUUGGACAGACAACAUAAUGACCAACAAAUCUCGCAGCAGCGCACCUGCUCCUGAGUCCCGGGGCCAAGGCGAUGGCGCAGAAGAUGAUGAAUGGGUAUGA
Molecule: messenger RNA, 660 nt
Organism: Nanorana parkeri
Lineage: Eukaryota; Metazoa; Chordata; Amphibia; Anura; Dicroglossidae
Product: arpin-like
Exons: 4
Coding region: 1-660 (219 amino acids)
Biological process (GO): negative regulation of actin nucleation
Source: RefSeq, a predicted model, not a curated record